Molecule: messenger RNA, 393 nt
Organism: Candidula unifasciata
Lineage: Eukaryota; Metazoa; Mollusca; Gastropoda; Stylommatophora; Geomitridae
Source: the annotation of a GenBank genome assembly
CUACUGUGAGGUCGGGUGGGUAGAGCAUAAAGGAUUCUGCUAUUCCUUUAGUCCUGAAGUUGCUAGUUGGUUAGAUGCAGCGUCAGUUUGCCAGGUAUACGGCGGCCGGCUGGUCCAGAUUGAAAGCCAAGAGAAAAAUGACUUUAUAGCCGCGCAAAUGGCACAUAAACACGUUGAGGACGCCUGGAUAGGCGGUACCUGCAGAUACCACCCCUCCAUCUGGGAAUGGGUACCAAGCUUGAAACCAAUUCGUGGCUACCUCAAUUGGUUUAAAGGAGAACCUAACAGUCGUAAGUCCCAGGCCGAGCAGUGCAUGCAGAUCAGAAAAUUACACCAGUACAAGUGGAACGACUACCCGUGUUUGUUAUUGAUAAGAUUCAUCUGCGAGAAGAA